Molecule: messenger RNA, 1016 nt
Organism: Racocetra fulgida
Lineage: Eukaryota; Fungi; Glomeromycota; Glomeromycetes; Diversisporales; Gigasporaceae
Source: the annotation of a GenBank genome assembly
AUGGAAGGAACUCAUUUAUCUUUAAGUUCUGAUGAUACUUACGAUGCUGACAUGAUUGAUAGGAGAACAUUUGUUGGUGAAUCUUAUGAUAAUGAUAUUUUUAAUCGAUAUUUUAGAAAAAAAGAUCUCAAAAAAUUAUAUAAGCUUUUUUUGAAGCAAGUUAUACCCUUCACUAAGAAAAUUAUGGACACCGCUCAUCAUCCAGAUGACGAAAGAUUAUACAAUGAACUAAAUGGUCACUUUUUUGUCAUCAUUGAUCCAUUUAUUCAAGACAUAAUUGAUGGCGAUUGCAAGUUUUUUGUUGGCAGUAACGAUAAUAUUCCUGAAAGAUAUUGUAUUCGUGGACGCAUUCGGCAAACACUUUCAUGGUAUUUGACCUGGUCUAGAGAAAAUAAUGAUAAUUGGAGUAUUGAUAGGAAUUUAAUUGAAUCUAAUACUACAGAUUCUGCAACUAUUAAUGAUACAAAUAAUAUAUUAUUUUCAUCAAUUGCUAUACAAACUGAAUCUAUUGUUAAUACAGUUGCUACACAAACUGAAUCUAUUGUUAAUACAGUUGCUACACAAACUGAAUUUAUUGUUAAUACAGUUGCUACUCAAACUGAAGUUAUUAUCUUACAAUCUGAUGAAAUUCAAGUAAAUCAAACAAAUAAAACAAAUUCAAAAGUUCAGUUACUUAAUUUAUUUAAUCAAAUUACUCAAAUACUUACUUAUAACCAAAAGUACAAUUCAAAGUUAUUAGAAAUACAGCAAACAUUUUUAAAUUAUAUUAUACAAACAGAUUAUAAUGAAUUGUUAUUAGCUUUUUCUUUAAUACAGACUAUGCGAUAUAAAAAAGAUCAAAAUAUUGGUAAAAUUUUUUCAAAAUAUUUACAACAAAAAGCAGUAGAUUAUAUAGAAAAUUCUUUUUAUCAAACAGAACAUGAUGUUAAUAAAUAUAGAAUAAAGGUAAACGAAGUUGAGGCGGCUGUUAGAGUAGGGAAUAAGGAAUUGAGAGCAUUAAGAAAGGGAAAUUUGCU